AUGGACGCCUUUGAUGCUUAUGGACCUAAUUCGCAGGCUCUCACGUUUUUCGACCCAGAGGAGAACGACCUCAUUGGUGGAAAUACGCAAUGUCCCGACUUUGACUGUGGUCAAUUCACACUUCCUUCACAAUCCCAAAUCCAGGCUUCUCAGUUGGAAAGAGAUCCUAUUGAUCAUUCCCUGAAGAUAGCGUGGUCCAAUUCACCGGGGACCUUCCGGAACAUGCAUGUGCUUACUGUGGAAUAUAUGACCCUGCGUGUGUUGUCUUCUGCAAUACCACCAAGAAAUGGUUCUGCAAUGGGCGAGGCAAUA
Messenger RNA from Protopolystoma xenopodis, 312 nucleotides. NCBI's taxonomy places the organism in Eukaryota, Metazoa, Platyhelminthes, Monogenea, Polystomatidea, Polystomatidae. The record is from the annotation of a GenBank genome assembly.